AUGAGUAAGGUCAGUUCAAAAACUAUUGGUUCGCGGAACUUGGCCGAUCACCGGCCGAAAACGGGAAAAGAAAACAAACGAGACGGACGACAGAUAGAAAUCGUAUCGCUUCAGUGCGCGUAUUCUGCCCUUCCAUCGAGAAAAUUCGAAUAUUAUGCAAAAAUUCACCAUUUUCUUUAUCGAAUUAAUCUUCGAUGCUUGUUAGAAGGAUGACAGGAAGAGGGUACUGCGGGUGGUAGCAAUUCAAAUCAGCUCGACCGGAAGUAGUAGUCUGGGCUUAAACUACAGAAGCUGAGGUGAUGAGUUGUCAAAUGAACAUUUUUCAGAAGUCAGGCUCUGACGUUGAAGCGUCGACGUCAAAUUCUAGCAGUGCUUUGUAUGACACCACCUCGAAAGGACAUCAUCGUCGCACUUCAUCGUUAUGGGUGCCUCCUACCAGGUAACCCCAUAUUCUCUUUCAUUUUCCCCCACUUCCUUCAUCUCCAGACCAAUAUUUUCCUCGCCAACUCAAGUGUUCAAGGAGAAGGCAGAGAAUGGCGGUCGAAUUCUGAAAACGCAUCCGGUGACUCGCUGGUUGUUUCCCAGCCAGCCGAUCCUUCCACAGCAGCGGAUUGUCGUGCCGAACAACCAGAAAGAUCCGCCGCCUCGCUACGAACAGCCGAAUAGAAAGUACUGUGGGAAUCGGAUAUCAACGACCAAGUACAGUGUGCUUACUUUUAUACCCAAGAACUUAUUUGAACAGGUUCUUCUUAAUCUUCCAAUUUUUUUCUCAUUCUGUGAUUACAGCUUCAUCGUGCAGCGAAUCUCUACUUCAUAUUCAUUGUGAUACUCAACAUGAUCAUCGGUGCUUUUGGAAAGUACUUAUCUGUUAUGCCGAUCGCUUUCGUACUCGGAAUCACUGCGAUCAAAGACGCGUUCGAAGAUUACCGCCGUUAUAAAUCCGACCAGAAAAUCAACCAUUCGACGUGUCGUGUUUGGGAUGCCAGUCAGCAAAGAUAUCGAAAACUCGAAUGGCAGAACAUUCUUGUCGGAGAUUUUGUGCACUUGUCUCACGAUGAAAUCAUCCCAGCUGACAUCCUUCUCUUGCGAAGCAGCGAUGUCAAUGGUUAGCCGACGAUCAAACAGUUUCGUGAUAAUUACACUCUUUCCAGGUGUGUGCCACGUGGAAACAUCGAAUUUGGACGGAGAAAGCAAUCUGAAACAGAGACAAGCGAUUCGAGCUAUGGGCAAAUACCACAACACUAACGUCCCUCUCGAGUACUCGCCUGCCGAAUUCAACUAUAGAAUAGCCUGCGAACAGCCGACGACCGAUGUCUACAAGUUCGAAGGCCGUCUGGAAGCGAUGGAAGGAGGCCCUCCGCUGGCCCGCGAGUUCACGAUUCUGGCGAAAGACAACGUGUUGCUGCGAGGCUGUGUCGUCAAGAAUACUGAUUUCGUGGAGGGAAUCGUUCUGUACGCCGGGAAAGACACGAAAGCGAUGCUGAACAACAGUGGUCCCCGGUACAAAAGAAGUUCGCUCGAGAAAAUGACCAACAUUGACAUUCUGUGGAGUGUGUGCACUCUUCUGGCUCUUUGCGUUCUCGGCGCCGUUCUCUCUGGGGUCUGGCUCCGCACAUUCUCUACGCCGUAUCUGAUUCCGUUCCUCGUCUAUAUCGAACCGAAUUCCACGUAUCAUAACAAUAAUGACACGCAGUACAAGUACAAUCCGGCAUUCGAAUCAUGGUUCAGCUUUUGGAGUUAUAUUAUUGUUCUGCAGGUACGCACAGGCUUCUCUUUCCUUUUAUCUUUCUUAAUUUUCAGGUUAUGAUUCCUAUAUCACUGUACGUUUCGAUAGAAUUCAUCAAGAUAUUCCAAGUGUGGUUCAUGUCUCAAGAUCGGAACAUGUAUUACGAUAAAGUCGAUAAACGUCUGCAGUGUAGAGCAUUGAACAUAACAGAAGAGUUGGGGCAGAUCCAGUACGUGAUGUCGGAUAAAACAGGCACAUUGACAGAGAAUCAGGUAUGACGGAUUCGUGAAAAAUGAAAUGUGAAUUCUUUUCAGAUGGUGUUCCGUCGAUGCUCUGUUUACGGCAAUGAUUACGGUGGCCGCCCGGUUCUCAGCGCCGUCGAUUCUUCACUCGAACUGGUAGCUUCCAAUCUUCGGAAUGAUCAACCGACGGAGAAGAAGCUUCAAAUGGCUGCUUUGGCUCAAGCCGCUGCCAACACUGGCCGACUCCGCCCCUCUCGCGAUCCUACUCUCGAAUCCCAACUUGCUUCCAGUGUACUGAAAGAAGGAGCAAACAUCGAUGAUCCCGUUUUCGCUUUCUUCUUGACAAUGGCCAUCUGCAACACUGUGGUCGUAAAUGCGAAACCUCACGAAGAUCUGAUGGAUCCCGAUGGAGACAUUGUGAACAGUCGAUUUGCAACGGAAGAGGACGGAGUAUUGCCGAAAAGAGAAGGGAGCACGGACAGUAUCACGGGAAACAGGUACUUGUCGGAAGUGGAAGAGGAGAGUCUCUCGUCGAACGGAUCGACUCCGGUAAUAGCAGAGGAGAAGGCGGCAGAGGACGGAUUCGAGGAGAUCGAAUUGAUUGAGUUCCCCGAAGUGAAAACGGAAGAGACGCAGCCAUCGGAGAAGGAGAUUGUGGCGAUCCAAAAGGAGAAGGAAGGAUCCAACAACUACAACGGAGAGCGGAAGGAAGGAAAAGGAUUCGUGAGUUUUUUCUUAAAUGUUUUCCUCAUCCGAAGUUGUGAAUUCCAGGGAAUUCUCCACCGUCCUUCGAUUCUCUCCGUUCCGUUCGCUAAACUCAAAGGAAUCAAGAGUCCGUUUCGCCGUUCCGUCGACAAGCGUCGUUCAAGCUCUUCUGAGAUAACCACGCCACCACUUCACUCGUUUUAUGAUUCUGAAUCACCAGAUGAACUGGCACUAGUUGAGGCGGCCAGGGAAUAUGGCGUCCGGUUGUUAAAAAGACGAUUCGAUGACGUCAUCGUGUACUUGCGUCACUCGACCAAAAGCGUCAAGUAUAAGGUGAGAAACAGGAGAAAUGGGGACGAUCUCAGUGAUUUUGUCUAUUCAGGUCUUGCACACACUUCCGUUUGAUGCGGACCGUAAGCGCAUGUCAGUGAUUAUCCGAGAGACAACUGGCAAAAAACGGAUCAUUGUGCUCACGAAAGGAGCCGAUGCAACUGUGUUGCCGGUCCUGAGCAACGCAUUUUGCACAUCCGUUCAAGGAGAAGACGUCAUUUUCAAGGCACAAGAACACUUGUCGCAGUACGCAAAAGAAGGGCUCAGAACUCUUUGUCUAUCCAUGAAAGUGUGGACCGAAGAAGAAUAUCAGGAGUGGAGAGAGAAGCACGAGGAGGCAGAGCUGGACAUGACUGACAAAGAGGAACUGCUCGCGGAGAGCACGAUUCGGGCAGAGCAAGACCUCGAACUUCUCGGAGUGACGGCCAUCGAGGACAGACUGCAGGACGGAGUGCCCGAAUGCAUUCAUUCGUUGCGAGAGGCAGGCAUCCGGGUGUGGGUUCUGACAGGAGACAAAGUGGAAACAGCAGUCAACAUAGCCUACUCUUCUCGCCUUUUCUCCCCUUCCAUGGAUCUUCUGAACAUUGGAGCGAACGGAGUUCGUGCCGUUUCGGACCUUCUCGAUGAGCAUUUGAAGCGGAUCGCAAGAGCUCAAGAGGUCUCUGCCGAUGCCAUCGACUCAUUCGGGCUCGUUUUGAAUGCGGCCACAAUGAACUACUGUCUCGAUCCGCACAAUCAGGAUAGAUUCGUCAAACUGUUGCGUGGCUGCCGCUCGGUUCUUUGCUGCAGAGCAACUCCCUUGCAGAAGGCACAACUUGUGAAUCUGGCAAAAAGUCAAUUGAAAGGAAAGGUCCUCGCUAUCGGAGACGGAGCCAACGAUGUCAGCAUGAUUCAGGUGCGCACAUUCCAUCAUCACUUCUCAUUCAAUAUUUAUUUUUAGGGCGCCGAUGUCGGAGUGGGAUUGUCUGGACAGGAAGGAAUGCAGGCAGUCAUGUCUUCUGACUUCGCGAUGGCUCGUUUCCGUUUUCUCUCGAAUCUUCUGCUCGUUCAUGGCCACUGGAACUACUAUCGUCUCGCCCAAACGAUUCUUUAUUUCUUCUACAAAAAUGCCGUAAGUUGUCUCUCAUUUUUCUUCUGUUUCUCAUCAUUCUCAUUCUGCAGAUGCUCGUGUUCGUCAUAUUCUGGUACCAGAUUUUCAACGGUUUCUCCGCCCAAGUGCCCAUCGAUCCUGUUUAUUUGAUGGUCUACAAUUUGAUAUUCACUUCCGUACCCGCGCUACUUUUUGGAUGUCUCGAUCAAGACGCCAGUGCUGAGAUUCUCAUCGAAUGUCCAAAAUUAUACGAACAGGGAAGAAUGGGUAAACGAUACAGAUGGUAUUCGUUCUGGAUAAACAUUCUCGAUGCGAUCUACCAAAGUCUCGUUGUCUACUUCAUUUGCUAUCUGGUAACUCGGCACUAUCUGAGCCACUCACCAUACUCUCCUUUCAGACUUACCGUGAUACAAACGUAGACAUGUGGACUUUCGGUCACUUGCUCGUCACUCAACUCAUCAUUGUCAACACUUUCCAUCUGGCUCUGUUCGUGCAGUACUGGACUUGGCCCAUGUUCUGGUCUAUGUUCCUUUCCGUCCUUCUCUUUUUCAUUUGUGCACUCCUGUAUAAUGGAUUCGUCACUGCCAACUGGACCUGGACGAACGUCAAAGAUCCGCCGUCAAUGGUCUCACUGAAGUCGUUCUCGAGUCUCGAGUUCUGGAUGGCACUCGUAAUCUCUGUAGUCCUUUGUCUGACUCCCAGAUACGUUCUCACGUCCAUCGUGAACACAGUCAAUCCAUCGACGACUCUCCGCACAAGGCUCGGAGCAGAAGACGGAAUCAAGAAGACUCAAUCACGUAUGCUCCAUUGUAAUGUGUCGAAUGAACCUUCCCCUAUUCCAGGCUUCACUUCUUGCGCCGUCGGAUGCCUCUCCGCGCCCUUCAAGUGCGCCCGAUUAUGUUGUAAUAAAAAGAAGCCGACUGUCUACGUAAGUUCCCUUGACCUCCUUGCCCUUUGUAAUACGAUCCCUCUGUUUCAGAUCGAAGAAGUGCACUGA
This is a messenger RNA of Caenorhabditis sp. 36 PRJEB53466, 5090 nucleotides long. Lineage: Eukaryota; Metazoa; Nematoda; Chromadorea; Rhabditida; Rhabditidae. The record is from the annotation of a GenBank genome assembly.